Messenger RNA from Leptonychotes weddellii (Weddell seal), 1225 nucleotides. Lineage: Eukaryota; Metazoa; Chordata; Mammalia; Carnivora; Phocidae. The record is from RefSeq and is a predicted model, not a curated record.
GCCCGCCCCCGCGCGCCCUGCGCCUCCAGCCCUCGCUCCCCGCCUUCCAGGCUGCCAGGCCUUUCGCGAACAUGGCGCUUGUCCCGUGCCAGGUGCUGCGGGUGGCGAUCCUGCUGUCCUACUGCUCUAUCCUGUGUAACUACAAGGCCAUCGAAAUGCCCUCGCAUCAGACCUACGGCGGGAGCUGGAAAUUCCUGACGUUCAUUGAUCUGGUCAUCCAGGCUGUCUUUUUUGGCAUUUGCGUGCUGACUGAUCUUUCCAGUCUCCUGACUAGAGGAAGUGGGAACCAAGAACAAGAAAGGCAGCUCAAGAAGCUCAUCUCGCUCCGGGACUGGAUGUUAGCUGUCCUGGCCUUUCCUGUUGGGGUUUUCGUGGUAGCGGUCUUCUGGAUCAUUUAUGCCUAUGACAGAGAGAUGAUUUACCCGAAGUUGCUUGAUAAUUUUAUCCCAGGGUGGCUGAAUCACGGAAUGCUAUAGCAACUAGAUUCCACCACUUUCGGCUUUUACUCAGACCUACGGUCUGAUCAGCUUGGUUGAAGUUUGGCACUCGGCAGCAUGCUCAAUUGAAGACAUAUGUGCAAACUCACUUACCACAUUUUUUAACCUGAUUUUCACACUGGGUAGAUAUUAAUAUUUGCGUAAAAAUAUGAACAGCAACCUUCUGCAAGGAUAGGAGGCCAUUAAAAGAUGUUGUGACCUUCUCUUCUGUAACAUUUCAAAUCUGAAAGUUUUCUUGGCAUGCUUUUCAAAAGCCCAUCUGACUUUGAAGCAGGCUGCCUCACCACAGAAGGCUCCCUCCAGCAAUGACUAAUGGGUUGACCUGGUGCCAUGGGAGUGAUGUUCCACGCAUGCUGGUCUGCAUAAGACAAGCAUUUGGAAAUGACCUUGAAAGGGAGUUUUGCCAAGUUCAUGAAAUAUGGGCCUUCAAGGAGUUGCCAUUUCACAAGCGAUUUCCAGAAGGGUAUCCACAGCAUUGUCGAAACUUGGCUCCUUAAUUUGGUGUUGCUUUACCAAGAGUGUUUAACACACACAAAGAAUGAUGCUCCCUCUUGGUUUUAUGAGUUGCACUUUGUAACAAGUUGGAAAAAUCAGGUAAUGGUGAAAAUUGGCAUCCCAGUGUUGUUUCUCUUAGGUGUUUUUGUUUCAAACAUUCGCUGGAGGAAAGGAGGAUGCUCAAAGAGUCCAAAUGUAAAUAAGGACAUGGGAGUUUAAAAUGAAGGGUAAGC